AUGUUUUAUAAUAAUGUUUAUGGUGGCACAGAUAAUGGGUCAGAAAGGGCAGAACGUGAAGAGCAAGAGUUGGCAAAUAUACCAUCCACAGCAACUCUUAGCUUAAGUAGUUAUCCAAGUGUAUCCUCUAAUAGCCCACCUGUUUCAUCAUGA
Messenger RNA from Dictyostelium purpureum, 153 nucleotides. RefSeq lists its product as uncharacterized. Bases 1 to 153 code for a protein of 50 amino acids. The transcript has 3 exons. Lineage: Eukaryota; Evosea; Eumycetozoa; Dictyosteliales; Dictyosteliaceae. The record is from RefSeq and is a predicted model, not a curated record.